AUGGUCAAAGGAAGAAAGGAGACGGCUGUGAUCUAUUCUAGGGUGUCUACCAAGGCCAACCAACACGGCGCUAGUGUCACGCGGCAGCAACAGGCCUGCAAGGAGGUGUGCAGCCGCAAUCGAUGGGACAUCGUGCACAAUGUGGCCGAAGUCGUCAGCGGUUCACUGCCUAAGGAUCAACGACAUGUCUUUUGCAAUCUCCUACGGACCUGCAAGGAGAAAGGGAUCAAGAACGUUGUUGUGGAGGGCUCUCGCACUGUAUCCCGCACUGCAAAAACAGCAGAAGAGUUCUACGACCUGUGCAAGGAGGCAGGGAUCAAAAUCACUGCGGCAGACAUUCCAAUGCUCUUCGACGACAGCACGGGCAACCCCGCACAGCGCUUCAUGAGACACGUGCUGUUCGGCUACGUUCAGCUGGAGCGGGACAUGCUCGUACAUCGCCUGCAGGAUGGCUUGGCACGCAAGAAGCGAAAAGCCGAGGAAGCUCGCAAGAAGGGCCAUCAGCUUCCAAGAUCACAGCAAGGCACAGUCAAGGUUAACGGCAGACGAUCUAUCCUAGAAACCAAGCAGCUGAGCAAGAGGCAGAUUGAGCAGAAGCUGGGAGGCCUCUUUCACCAGUACGACAAUGGCCGGCUCAGCGUCCGGGACCUGGCGAAAAAGAUUUCGGAUCGACUGGGAUGCAAGAAGACUAUCUCUCACGAGACAGCCCGUCGCAUGUUCCAUGCACAUGCGGAGUGA
This is a messenger RNA of Symbiodinium sp. CCMP2592, 738 nucleotides long. The record is from the annotation of a GenBank genome assembly. Lineage: Eukaryota; Dinophyceae; Suessiales; Symbiodiniaceae.